AUGGCUGUCUCUAGAAUUCUCACCCACUUGUUGACUAUCUUCCUCCUCGCAGGAACCACCUUGUUGCUGGUAUUUGUUGUUUUGUCAGGUGCAAGUGAUCACUUCCCUUUCAACAAGUUUUACUGGUUGGAGGCUGACACCACCAAAAUCACUGGUGAUGUCUCCAGAUGGACCUUCUGGGGUAUCUGCAACCCAAGCGGAAACACCAACGGUAACUGUACUUCUUCAGGUCCCGACUUUCCGCUGUCUCCAGUUGACAACUUUGGAACCACCAAAGGGUUGCCAACUGACUUCGUUGAUAACAGAGACGUCUACUACUACCUUACCAGAUUUUCGUUUCCUUUCAUCCUGAUCUCCCUGUGUUUCACUGGAGUUGCGCUCAUCUGCUCUCUGUUCUCUUUCUGCUGGAAUGCCAUGAGAACUGUCUUGGUUUUCUUCGUGUGUGCCGCUUUGCUGUUUGCUGCUGCAGGUGUUUCUCUGGAGACUGCAGCUGUCGUGCUUGCAAGAAAUGCAUUCAAGGACGAUGGUAUUUCCCAGAGUCUGGGAGCCUCCAUGCUCGGAAUCUCGUGGGGUGCAGUGGCUGCUCUGAUCGUGAUCUACUUCUUGGUGUGCUGUUCCACGCUGACAAGAGCAUACAAGACCCACAAGCAGCACCAACAGGCCAUUUCUGCCACCCAGGAAACCCAAGAAUUGCAACAGCCAUACUUGGGAACCUCCACUACCGGCCAGAACCAGGGAACUCUGCCACCUCCAGCCUCAGAUGGCGGAAUCAGGUUCUUCAAGAUUAGAAAGGACAAAGCCACUGACGAAGAGUCCAUCUAA
This is a messenger RNA of Kuraishia capsulata CBS 1993, 822 nucleotides long. RefSeq lists its product as uncharacterized. The record is from RefSeq and is a predicted model, not a curated record. Bases 1 to 822 code for a protein of 273 amino acids. Gene Ontology annotation, biological process: fungal-type cell wall organization; septin cytoskeleton organization; cortical actin cytoskeleton organization. Lineage: Eukaryota; Fungi; Ascomycota; Pichiomycetes; Pichiales; Pichiaceae. The transcript has a single exon. Gene Ontology annotation, cellular component: cell cortex; membrane raft; plasma membrane.